AUGAGUUAUAAAGGAAGAUAUAAUAAUAAAAGAUAUCAAGAUGUUGACGACGACGAUGAUUACUAUGAACAAGAAGAAAUAGAAGAAGAGGAAAAUGAAGAAGAGGAGUAUGAUCAAUACGAAGAUGAAGAUGAAAAUACAGAAGAACUGAUAAAGAAAGAAUUGGAAGCAGUACCUUUUGGAAUGUUGAUCGAUAUGAAACAAAAACAGUCAGAGAAAGCACAACAACAAUUGAAUCUCCAAAAACAAAAAGAAGCACAAGAGAGACGACAACAAGAAAGAGAACUCUACAACAAGAGUAAGAAUCAACCUAUACCAAAAGCACUAAAACUUUCAAGUAGAUUCGGUAAAAGAGAAGAUAAAGAUGCACCAUUAGAAACCACAGCUAAAGUACCAGUAUCAAGAUAUAAGCAGGUGGUCAAUGUAAAGAAGAUGGUAGCUCGUGAUCCAAGAUUUGAUAGUCUAGCUGGUAAAUUUGAUGAAAAGUUGUAUCGUGAGAAGUACGGAUUCCUCGACGACAUUGUGAAAAAAGAUAUCAAUAAACUGUCGGAACGUCUCAAAGAGACAACAGAUUUUGACCUCCAAGCAAGAAUAACACGUGAAAUUCAAUCGAAACGUUCAAAGCUGGCAACUCAAGACCUACAAGACAAACGUCGUAAACUAAAGGAGGAAUGGCAGAAACAAGAAGUUGAAAAUGUUAGACAAGGAAAGAAACCAUUCUAUUUGAAACAAUCUGCACUGAAAGAUCUUGAAAUCAAAGAUAAAUUUAAACAACUUAAAGAAAAGAAACAAUUGGAUAAAUACAUGGAGAAGAGACGUAAGAAGGUAUCAAGCAAAUCUAAACUUAAUUUACCUAGAACAAGAAGAUCUGCUCCCGAAGAAUAUUAA
This is a messenger RNA of Heterostelium album PN500, 888 nucleotides long. RefSeq lists its product as uncharacterized. Gene Ontology annotation, cellular component: nucleolus; 90S preribosome. The record is from RefSeq and is a predicted model, not a curated record. The transcript has 3 exons. Gene Ontology annotation, biological process: maturation of SSU-rRNA from tricistronic rRNA transcript (SSU-rRNA, 5.8S rRNA, LSU-rRNA). NCBI's taxonomy places the organism in Eukaryota, Evosea, Eumycetozoa, Acytosteliales, Acytosteliaceae. The coding region runs from base 1 to 888 and encodes 295 amino acids.